Molecule: messenger RNA, 1678 nt
Organism: Zingiber officinale
Lineage: Eukaryota; Viridiplantae; Streptophyta; Magnoliopsida; Zingiberales; Zingiberaceae
Product: 26S proteasome non-ATPase regulatory subunit 4 homolog
Exons: 11
Coding region: 133-1356 (407 amino acids)
Biological process (GO): proteasome-mediated ubiquitin-dependent protein catabolic process
Cellular component (GO): cytosol; nucleus; proteasome regulatory particle, base subcomplex
Molecular function (GO): polyubiquitin modification-dependent protein binding
Source: RefSeq, a predicted model, not a curated record
CGGCCCGAUCCGGCCCACCUCUGGCUUACUCCCCAAGCAAACGGGUAGCGAUAGAACAACUCUCGACCCUUCUGUUCGUCGCCGUCUCUCCCAAACUUUUCCGAUCGCGGUCGCCCUCCUCGUCGCAUCGCCAUGGUUCUCGAGGCCACCAUGAUCUGCAUCGACAACUCCGAGUGGAUGCGCAAUGGGGACUACACGCCUAGCCGACUUCAAGCGCAAGCCGACGCCAUCAAUCUCAUAUGCGGUGCUAAGACUCAGUCGAACCCAGAGAACACGGUAGGGCUGCUGACUAUGGCGGGGAAAGGGGUCAGGGUCUUGGUGACACCAACUAGUGAUCUUGGAAAAAUACUGGCUUGCAUGCACGGUUUGGAUAUUGGUGGUGAGAUGAACUUGACUGCGGGAAUCCAGGUGGCUCAGUUGGCUCUUAAGCACCGCCAAAAUAAGAAGCAGCAACAGAGAAUCAUAGUUUUUGCUGGAAGUCCAAUUAAUUAUGACAAAAAAACACUGGAGGCAAUUGGGAGAAAGCUGAAAAAGAGCAGUGUUGCUCUAGAUGUGGUUGAUUUUGGAGAAUCAGAGGAUGGAAAACCUGAAAAGCUGACAGCCCUAGUUGCUGCUGUAAACAAUAAUGACAACAGUCACAUAGUUCCCGUUCCACCUGGUUCAAAUGCUCUUUCUGAUGUACUUAUCAGCACACCUAUCUUUACUGGAGAUGGGGAAGGAGGGAGUGGUUUUGCAGCUGCAGCUGCUGCAGCCGCAGCUGGUGGCAUGUCUGGAUUUGAUUUUGGCGUAGAUCCUAAUAUAGACCCUGAGUUGGCACUAGCAUUGAGGAUCUCCAUGGAGGAGGAACGAGCAAGACAAGAAGCAGCUGCCAAAAAGGCUGCUGAGGAUGCUGCUAAAGGGGAAAAAGGUACAGAGCAGGCUUCAAGUUCCAAUGAUGCAACUAUGACUGAAGCAGACAACACUUCAGCCAUUGCUACUGAUGAUAAAAGGCACAAUUUAACGGAAGAUGAGGCUGCAUUACUGGAGCAGGCUCUGGCAAUGUCCAUGGAUGGUGGUAAGGCCAAGAGUGUGGAUAUUGCUGAUGCUGACAUGCCAGAGGCUACUGCCGAAGAUCCUGAACUGGCUUAUGCUCUCCAAAUGUCUGUUCAGGAAGGUGUAAAAGCCUCAGCAUCUGAGUCUGAGAUGAGCAAAGUACUCGAGGACCCAUCAUUUGUCUCAUCUAUCAUAAAUUCGCUUCCUGGAGUUGACCCUAAUGAUCCUUCACUCAAAGAUUUAUUGGCAUCUUUACAAGGCCAAUCAGAGACCCAACAAAAGCAAAUGGAGGAGGAUGAGCCGAAAAAAGAUAGUGAGGAAUGAACUUCUUCAAGGACUCCCUAUCCCUGCCUACAUCUUUCUUGGACAUCUCUUCCAUGGCCACUAUCGACUGCUUUUGAAUGAAGAUUUCCUGCAAUUGUUUUGGAGCUCAAGUUUGUACCAUCUCAUGUGUGGCUUAUUCACUACCUUAUCAUUUUUCUUUCCAAGGAUUAAUUUAUCCAGUGUACUCGAAUUACAUGGACAACUUUGCAGGCAGCUUAUCUCUGGUACAUGACAGUGUUUAAGUGCAUCAAUUCAAGUUUGUUUUUAAGAAAAGAAUCUUGUCUAGUAUAAUUAAACUAGUCAUGUGAUAUGCUUUCUAGUU